CCGUCACUCAUCGCGUCACGCUUGAAAGCGGAACAACAACAACAACAAAGAUGGCAGCCCCCAUAAAGAAUGCAUCUGACAGCAAGGACAAACCAAAACCAUACCAUUAUGCAACACGAAUUCAACCGACGGAUGAUGUCGUCGAGUUCUUCGUUGAACACAUGACAUCGUGUGACGUGUAUGCAUCAGAUUAUGGCUCGUGUAAAUCAUUUGGUGGAAGAGUCAAUCAGUAUUUUGUAUAUGGAAAGGAACUUGACUGUGAACAUUAUAAGCAUGUGAUGACAGCUUGUGACAACUUCUUGGAGUCUGGGGAAAAAGAAUACAAGGAUUACAUAGUCCAAUAUGAGAAGGCAAAACGUGACUUCCGUGUCACAAACGCAACAGCAAAUAAUGUAUGGGAAUACAGGACCACACCUAACGCUGAAUGGAACAAGCCAUUAAACAGAGUGUCAUUAGAUGAAAUUAGGUCAGAAGAUGAAUGUAUUGCAGCUAGACUUAAUAUGAAUCAAAAUAAUGCAGACAUUCCAAAUGAAAAUACAGAGACUCUUAAGAGCAGUAAUUUCAAUGAGAACUCUAAUAAUAAGGGAGCUAAUUCAAGUGACAGUUCUGAUGAAACUGGAGGUAUAAACAUUACAAAUGAGAAAGUGAAUGCUAGCAACUCUAAGAAAGGCUGGUGCGCAGUGUCUUGAUAAUAAUUGUUUCAUUAGAUGAUGGAUCACAAUAUUUCUUUUCUUUUAAUAUUGGCCUUUUAUUAAGGUCUAUCUGUCAUAUGCCAUUAUUGAGAUACGAGUUACAUUUUAUUUCUGUUUUACAAAAAGGAAGAAGAAAAUUAAAAUUUGUAGUUUAAUAAUAAAUUUAAUUAUCGGUUUGAAAAAGUUAAUAAAUUUAUAAGUUAAA
Molecule: messenger RNA, 897 nt
Organism: Ruditapes philippinarum (Manila clam)
Lineage: Eukaryota; Metazoa; Mollusca; Bivalvia; Venerida; Veneridae
Exons: 4
Coding region: 51-689 (212 amino acids)
Source: RefSeq, a predicted model, not a curated record